GUGUCGUAUCCCGGCCUGUGAGCCAAGGACAUAUUCUGACCUACAUGCCACCUGGGCUGCGACAACUUGAUCAGUAGCUCGACCAGCUCAUCCAUCCAUCCCAGGGUGCCCCCCGGGCCAGGGUAAGUUCUCGUACUCGGUAUCUGUUCAUUUUAUUGCUAUACUAUUAUGCGAUUACUUAUACGUAUGUGGGAUUCGCCUCGAGCACCGAGGUACCAGAGACCGGGGGAACGCGGUCGCUGGAUACAGGUACAGUUGGCCGAAGGAGGACUUCUGACGAUCUGGUCAACGUAGAGGACAGCUCACCACCGGGUCAAGAGGAUGCGGUCAACCCUCCAGACACGUCAUACCGGCAGAUAGUUUUACUUGGAUUUCAAUCGAUCCCAACUGUUAAAGUUAAAUGCAAAUCGACGUACAGCAUACUGCCAACGCAUCAAUCUCCGUCUCCCGAUCAACAACCAAUCAGAUCACAGAUCCUUGGCCUAUAAAUAUCAAUGCAUCGAACCCUACUUGACCCAUCGCUUCGGGUUUCAAAAUUCCCACCUACCCCUUCGAUUGUCGCUCCAAAUCGCUCGUUAGGGAUUGCGAUGGCGCCGAAGGCCGAGAAGAAGCCGGCGGAGAAGAAGCCAGCGGAGGACAAGGAGAAGAAGGCCGAGAAGACCCCCGCCGGUAAGAAGCCCAAGGCCGAGAAGCGCAUCCCCUCCAAGGAUGCCGCCGCCGGUGGUGAUAGGAAGAAGAAGAAGGUCAAAAAGGGGACGGAGACCUACAAGAUCUACAUCUUCAAGGUGCUCAAGCAGGUGCACCCCGACAUCGGCGUCUCCAGCAAGGCCAUGUCCAUCAUGAACUCCUUCAUCAGCGACAUCUUCGAGAAGCUCGCCCAGGAGGCCUCCAGGCUCGCUCGCUACAACAAGAAGCCCACCAUCACCUCCCGCGAGAUCCAGACCUCCGUCCGCCUUGUCCUCCCCGGGGAGCUCGCCAAGCACGCUGUCUCCGAAGGCACCAAAGCCGUGACCAAAUUCACCAGCUCGUAACUGAGAUUUGCUUUGUUGUUUCCUAGAUUUGCGUUGUGGUGUAGAAGCUUAGCAGAUUUCAAGCUUUGGUUUCCUCCUCCGUCCUUGUUCUAUGUUUCACCGCUUUCUUUGAUUUCGAUUGAUACAAAAA
Molecule: messenger RNA, 1161 nt
Organism: Zingiber officinale
Lineage: Eukaryota; Viridiplantae; Streptophyta; Magnoliopsida; Zingiberales; Zingiberaceae
Product: histone H2B-like
Exons: 2
Coding region: 495-1031 (178 amino acids)
Biological process (GO): nucleosome assembly
Cellular component (GO): nucleosome
Molecular function (GO): protein heterodimerization activity; DNA binding; structural constituent of chromatin
Source: RefSeq, a predicted model, not a curated record